Molecule: messenger RNA, 2442 nt
Organism: Schistosoma curassoni
Lineage: Eukaryota; Metazoa; Platyhelminthes; Trematoda; Strigeidida; Schistosomatidae
Source: the annotation of a GenBank genome assembly
AGGUAUUAAAAUUUGGUUCAAUGAUUAUUGAUUCAUUACGUCGUUACACUAAACCAGUUUUUGUCUAUCUUCCACCAAAUUCACAAUUACGUGGUGGUGCUUGGGUUGUAGUAGAUCCAGCAAUUAAUCCAGAUUUUAUGGAAAUGUACGCUGAUCCAAUAUCAUCACGAGCUGGUGUUCUUGAACCUGAGGGUACAGUUGAAAUUAAAUAUCGACAAAAAGAUUUAAUUGAUACUAUUAAUCGAUUAGAUGAUUCAUGUAAAUUAUUAUUAAAAGAAUUAAAUCAUUUAAAUGAGCAUACAAACAAUUUGUCAAUGAAUAAUGAUCCAGAAUACAGUACAAAAUUAUUGAAUAUUUCCAUAGAAGAACAUCGUCAACAACUUCGUACUGCAUUAGAAUCUAGACAACAAGAAUUAUUACCAUUUUAUCAACAGGUGGCUUGUAAAUUUGCUGAUUUACAUGAUACACCUGGUCGUUUAUUGGCUAGAAAACUUGUUCAUCGAUUAGUCGAUUGGUCAUCUAGUCGUAGUUUUUUUUAUACACGUCUUAGACGUCGUCUUUUAGAAUUAUCCGCAUUGAAUCUUAUCAAUGGUGUAUUAUCAAAUAGUUCUGAUCAAUAUCCAAUUGAUAUGAAGUACACUACCACUAAUCAUAAUGUGCCAGUUUUAAAUUUUAAUUGUGAGACUAAUAAAAGUAAAGAGAUUUCAUUGAAAGAAGAAGAGGAGAUGGUGUCUAAACAAUCAUCAGUUAGUAAACUUCUACGUGUUGAAAGUAACCAUAGAAUACGUUUUGAUUCAGAAAGUUUGACGCAAACUGUUACAACUAAUGAUCUACCUAAUAAUUCCGAUGGAAGAUAUUCACUUUCUACAACUACCUUGAAGUCUACCGUUUGCAAUAGAGAAGAUGUUGCUAAUAUAAUUGCUAAACAAGUUCCUAAUUUAGCUAUUCGUUACACCUAUCCUACUGAUUAUAAAAUGUCUCUAUUAAAAGAAUGGUUUAUUGAAGCAUUGAAUAAUACUCAUUCUAAUACAAAUGAUUAUGAUAUAUGGGAUAAUAAUGAUUUACUUAUUGGUAAUUGGUUAGCUAAUGAAUUAAAUUGUAAUGAAUUACAUGAAUUAGCAACGAUUGAAACAAUUGAAGAAUUAUAUUCUACAGAUCUAUUCAUUCAUUGUCUUUCAUUUACUUCAGUGAAUCAUUUCCAUAGAAACAAUCAUAAUAUUAAUUUACAAUUAUUUAAUAAAAAUAUUAUUCAAACAAAAAUUCAACAAUUACGUCAAGUAUAUUUUAUGGAACAUAUGAAACAAUCCCUUAUUCAUAGUUCACAAUUAUCAUCGAAUGAAUUAACUACAUUAUUUCAAACUGUACUCACUUCAUCUGAACGUUAUCAUUUGGCUAAACUUCUUUUAUCAGAUUCUACACUAAAAAUGGAUGAUCAUAUUAACAAUAAUCAUAAUGAUGAUAAUAAACAAAAUGUAAAUGAUUGAAAAAUCAAUAACUCUCCUUUAUUACAUCAUAAAAAGGAUCAUUGAUAUUUCUGUGAUCUUUAUUGAUUUUUUUUUCUUCUUCUUUGAUUAGAUUGUGUAUUCGUUUCACCUUAAAUAUUGAUUAAUUAUAAAUUAGGCUUCUAAAAUUCUUAUUUCUAUGAUAACAAUGUUACUUUCAUGUUUCUGAUGUAAUUGACUUAUUCUCUUUCAUAUUAGUACAUCAAUAAGGAAAGAUCGAUGGAGAGAGAGAGGGGGGGGAUCGAGAACAUUUACUCCAUGAACUGAGCAAAUGAAUUCAGUAAUACUUUUGAUUCUUAUAUAAUGUAUGUUAAUGAUUUGCUCACUGUCUAAUAUAUAUAUACAUAUAUAGUUGUUUAUAGUUUUAAGUACUGCUGAAUAAAAUUUCACAUAGAAACUGUAUAAAAUACGUACUUAUGUAAAGAAGAAGAAGAAAAAAAAUCGUUAUUCUUGUAAUUUACAAACAACCACCCACCCACCCACUCACACAUACACAUACAUGACAACAAUAUUUAUACCCAUUUGAUUAAGAUUUCAUUAAAGUUGUAAUGUUUUAUAGUUUUCUUUGUGUCACUGUCUACUUUUUGUGUUUUCCAUGAGGUUUACUUUUCUACUUCGGUCCCAUCAUUUCGAUCUUUUGUUUAUUCUGUUCUCUUGUUGUUGUUGUUGUUGUCAUUCUACACUUUCUCUUGUACAAAACAAUCAAGAAGAGAGAAAAGAAAAAAACAAAUAACUGAGAGAAAAGACAAUUCAAUGAUAGAAUUGAAAUUACCCCCCCCCUACCGCCCUUACCUUCCGCUACGUAUACAUUACGUAUGUGAUUCCAUUCAUUCCAAUAUAAUUGUUAUAUAAUGCCUAUUAACCUAUUUUAAUUCUUAUUACCUGUAUUCAAAUAAAUCAUUUUCAUUUUAUGUGUUAAAUACAAGAUAUUUAGUUGCUA